Messenger RNA from Pseudovirgaria hyperparasitica, 1890 nucleotides. RefSeq lists its product as uncharacterized. The coding region runs from base 126 to 1682 and encodes 518 amino acids. NCBI's taxonomy places the organism in Eukaryota, Fungi, Ascomycota, Dothideomycetes, Acrospermales, Acrospermaceae. The record is from RefSeq and is a predicted model, not a curated record. The transcript has a single exon.
AGCAGUGUUUACAUAUUAUUCGCUUAUAGCUCCGGCUCUUUUCGACUCAGUUCUCGUUCUUAUUCACAUUCAUUAUAUCAGUCUUUUAACAGGCUUAUCUACCCGUUUGCUCGACCAUUCUGCCGAUGGUCUCGAUCAAUAUUGCUGCCUGCUGCCCACCACCACGUCUUGAAAACACUCUAUACGAUCAACAUUCAAUCGAAUACGAUCUUACCCUUCUACUUGCGGAGAUGUCGUCACCAACUUCAACGGCUUCGUCCACGACUUCAUAUACGCCGUCUCUGACCGACUGCAUCUCACCUACAUCACCACUUCCAGAAAAGCAGUUGCUGUCAAUUAUAGACUCGGCAAAAGUACCGAGUCUCGCGUUUCUCCAGCUUAACCUUUCCCCGGAGACUAUUGCUUGUAUCACCGCAGCAACAUCUCCAUCCAUGAUUCCUCAACCCGUUUCUCCAGCCUUGAUCUUGCCAUCGAGUUCGGCUCAGACUUCCACUUUAGUCUCCCGACACUCAGAGAUUACAGGCCACCACGACUCUCAUACUGCACCCUUUCAAAUACCAACAGCAACAGGCCAAGGUCGCGACGCCCUACCUGCUGACGCCGUUGAUUAUAGCAGAACCAUCUGCUCGUUCUGGUACCACCACGGCGACUGCCGUCUUGUGCGCCGCAAUCCUCAUUACAUAUGCAGAUUCCGACAUUUCAUAUCCUCGCGGUUCACGCUUAUUCCGCCACCGGGGUUUGUGCAUCACCGCAUAUGCAUGCUUUCGCUGUGUCCUCUGCGGACUGUCUUCAGGGAUGAACCUGCCGUUCGUGGGAUGAACGCGCAUGGUGAUUUUAGUGCUGGAAGCCACUAUGAGGUUGAGCUACCGUAUUUUGAGAAGGAGAAAGACGAGAUACGUGGGCACGAUGAGCCUUCGUCACCAAUGGCCACAAACAAGCAGAGGCUCCCGUUGAGAACUACGAACAAUCGCAACAAUCAGACUGCGAAUCACCACUCUGCCCGUCGCGUCUCUAUGCGCGAACGUGAUGGCGCAAAGCGUCUACGUCGCAUCGAGCAUCGAAGGCGUGAAGCUGAGGCGAAGGAUCGGAAGAGAUUGGGGAUCGGGAAGGUGCGGAACACUCCGAAGUUCCGGAAACAAACAAAGGAUUUUGAUAGCGGUGAGCGGGCCAGGAUGCAGACAGGGGAGUUGAUGCAUAGCCGAGAUGCUCGCAGGGAGGGCAUGAAUAAAGGAGAUGUGGCACGAGGGGAACAACGAGCCCAGGGGAGGAAACAGAUGCGUGAUAUGCGUCAUUACGCCCAUCAGCAUGCUCAUCGUGGUCGCAACCAAACAGACACCCGAACCACCCAACUCCAUGACGCAAGAAACUACCCAGAAUCCUACUCCGUCAAGGAUCACCCACGCUACAACGUGCGUCCACUCCUCUCCAGCGUAUCCGCCAAAACCAUUCUCCAGGAUCAAGACGAAAAGGCUCCCAGUCAAGAAGAAGGUGAGAUCAACGAGAGCCCCGAGUGGUUCCUCCAAGGCUUUCCAGAGGCAAAUGAAGAAUCCACCAAGGCGUAUACUGAGAAGGAUAUCAAGGAUGGACUGGCGGAUGUUAGUCAAGGACUCAAAAAGACCGGGCAGUGGGCAUUUCUGUUUGGGCAGGGCCACAGCGGUGAGAUUUUGAUCAGUGAGCUUUGAUUGAGAGGCGUCUUGGGUUUGUGGCUUGUAUGCAACCGGAUCUAUAUUGGUCGCACUUAGAUCUAGCUCUGGAAAGUGAGCCCGGUGAUCUGAGAUGGGAUGUAAGUUAUACUGGGGUGAGGUGGGAGACAAGGAAUUGAGCCAUGCAUCUCUAUAGAUCUAUAAUGCAUAUAACGCAUAGCGAGCCUUUCGUACAGUCCUCACCAUG